Molecule: messenger RNA, 1777 nt
Organism: Polychytrium aggregatum
Lineage: Eukaryota; Fungi; Chytridiomycota; Chytridiomycetes; Polychytriales
Product: citrate synthase-like protein
Exons: 7
Coding region: 54-1451 (465 amino acids)
Biological process (GO): citrate metabolic process; tricarboxylic acid cycle; carbohydrate metabolic process
Cellular component (GO): mitochondrial matrix
Source: RefSeq, a predicted model, not a curated record
CACGCCUGCAAGAUCCUUGCUCUCCCCCGUCAACGGCCCUCUCUCCACACCCAAUGGCUUCUCUCGCUUCGCUCCCCAGAUCCUUCGUGGCUGCCUCUCUGCGCAGACCCGCUGCCUUUACGGCCGCUCGCUUCUACUCUGCCAAGCCCAAGACCCUGAAGGAGCGCUUGGUCGAGAUUAUUCCCGAGAAGCAGGCCGAGGUCAAGGAAUUCCGUGCCAAGUAUGGCAGCCGCGUCCUUGGCGAAACCACCGUUGACAUGGCUUACGGCGGCAUGCGUGGAAUCAAGGGUCUUGUCACCGAGACUUCCGUUCUCGACCCCGAGGAGGGCAUCCGCUUCCGUGGAUACACCAUCCCCGAAUGCCAGCAGCUCCUCCCCGCUGCCCAGCCUGGAGGCGAGCCUCUUCCCGAGGGUCUCUUCUGGCUCCUCACCACCGGCGAGGUCCCCACUGCCGAGCAGGUCAAGGCCCUCUCUGCCGACUGGGCCGCCCGCUCCGCCAUCCCCUCCUAUGUCGAGGAUAUCCUUGACCGCUGCCCCAACACCCUGCACCCCAUGUCCCAGUUCUCGUUGGCUGUCACUGCUCUCCAGCACGAGAGCAGCUUUGCCAAGGCCUACCAGAACGGCGUUCCCAAGUCCCAGUACUGGGACUACGCCUUUGAGGAUGCCAACGACCUGAUUGCCAAGCUUCCCAACGUUGCUGCCCGCAUCUACCGCAACGUCUUCAAGGAUGGCAAGGUUCCCGCCAUCGACCCCAACCUCGAUUACGGUGCCAACUUUGCCCACCUGCUCGGCUACACCGAUCCCAACUUUGUCGAGCUCCUGCGUCUGUACCUCACCAUCCACUCUGACCACGAGGGUGGAAACGUCAGUGCCCACACUACCCACUUGGUUGGCUCGGCUCUCUCCGAUCCCUACCUUUCCUUUGCCGCUGGCCUCAACGGUCUUGCCGGUCCUCUCCACGGCCUUGCCAACCAGGAGGUCCUGCGAUGGAUCAUCAAGCUCCGUGAGCAGGUUGGCCCCGAUGCUACCGAUGCCGAGAUUGAGGCCUUCCUCUGGAAGACCCUCAAGUCUGGCCAGGUUGUGCCCGGCUAUGGCCACGCCGUCCUUCGCAAGACCGACCCCCGCUACACUUGCCAGCGCGAGUUUGCCUUGAAGCACCUCCCCACCGACCCCAUGUUCAAGGUCGUCAGCCAAAUCUACAACAUUGCUCCCAAGGUCCUCACUGAGCACGGCAAGACCAAGAACCCCUGGCCCAACGUCGAUGCUCACAGCGGUGUCCUGCUUCAGCACUACGGCUUUGUCGAGCAGGAGUACUACACUGUCCUCUUUGGUGUCUCGCGCGCCCUCGGUGUCAUGUCCAGCUUGAUCUGGGACCGUAUUCUCGGCCUCCCCAUUGAGCGCCCCAAGUCUCUCAGCACCGCUGCUCUGAAGAAGAUGUUCGAAGGCAAAUAAGCGGUUCAUCUCAUAGUUGUGUGACUUUUGUGCCAGAUCUUCGUGUACACCGGUCGGGCUUAGAUUCCUCUGCCUGAAGCCAAUUCCAUAAACGAUUGCAAGAGGGUGGGUGCCCUCUUGCCCUUCUUGGGUAAUCUCUGGAACCUUUGCUGACGGGGGUGACCGAGUCCCGAAUGUGUGCGUCCGUUCCCUCCGAGCUGUUAGCCACACGGCCCCGCUGCCGAGGGGGGGCCACAACUUUCGCCAGAAAGGCUUCAUAUACAUUUCAGUUUGUCCACGAAUCGAUCUGGAAUGUGCCCUGGGGCAUGUCUCGGAGAACCCCUCGC